Corvus hawaiiensis (hawaiian crow) is the source of this 2065-nucleotide messenger RNA. RefSeq names its product midnolin (gene MIDN). Gene Ontology annotation, molecular function: protein binding. Gene Ontology annotation, cellular component: nucleus. Lineage: Eukaryota; Metazoa; Chordata; Aves; Passeriformes; Corvidae. The record is from RefSeq and is a predicted model, not a curated record. Bases 90 to 1547 code for a protein of 485 amino acids. The transcript is spliced from 8 exons.
GUUUCUGGGGUCUCUCUCCCUCUUCCUGCCACCGGAGGCAGCUGAGCUCCCGCCGCGCCGGGGUCCGCGGGGCCGUGUUCGGUCGGCGGAUGGACCCGCAGCCCGGCGCCAGGAGCUGCAGCCGCGGGGCUCCCGCCUGCGAGGUGGGGCCGCCCGAGCCCCCCAUGAACCUCUACAUCCACACCACCACCGGCACCCGCUAUGAGCUCUCGGUGCCCGCCGAGGAGACGGUGGAGGGGCUGAAGCGGCGGCUGUCCCAGCGCCUCAAGGUGCCCAAGGAGCGGCUGGCGCUGCUGCACAAAGAGAGCCGCCUCAGCUCUGGCAAACUGCAGGACCUGGGGGUCGUGGAAGGUAGCAAGCUGACACUGGUGCCCACCGUGGAGGCCGGCUUGAUGUCCCAGGCGUCCAGACCAGAACAGUCGGUGAUGCAAGCUCUGGAAAGCUUAACUGAAACUCAGGUCAACGACUUCUUGUCAGGCCGGUCCCCGCUGACCCUGGCCCUGCGUGUGGGUGACCACAUGAUGUUCGUGCAGCUGCAGCUGGCGGCUCAGCAGAGCACCGGGCAGCUCCAGCACCGGCACCUCAUCGCCAGCCGCGGCGAGGCGGGGGCCAGCGCCAGCCCCCACUGCCGGACGCUGCACGGUGCCAGCGGCUCAGGCUUCGCCCGCAUCCCCGUGGUGCCCACAUGCCAGCAGAGCCCGGCCCCCAGCCCCGCGCCCGCCGCGCCGGCCCCCCCCAUGUACUGUAACGCCCCUCACGCCGCUCCCGUCACCGCUGGGAUGUUCCGGUCGCACGGGGCCAGCACGCAGACGGUGAACAGCAGCGUGGUCUCCUCCUGCUCAGAGGUGGACUGUGGCUCCCGCAGCAGCAGCUCCCCAGGCAGCAGUCCAGCCCCCUCAGCCCGAUCCCGCAAGCCCGGGGCGGUCAUCGAGAGCUUCGUCAACCACGCGCCUGGGGUCUUCUCAGGGACCUUCUCCGGCACUUUGCACCCCAACUGCCAGGACAGCAGCGGGCGGCCGCGGCGGGACAUCGGCACCAUCCUGCAGAUCCUCAACGACCUCCUCAGCGCCACGCGACACUACCAGGGCAUGCCCCAGUCCCUGACGCAGCUCCGCUGCCAGACGCAGUUCUCCUCCUCUUCUUCCUCCUCCUCCUCCUCCUCGCCGCCUGCCUCCCCGGACCUCGCCACCAAAACUACCUCAGAGCCGCUGCCGGCGGCCGCCGCCCCCACCCUGCACCCCGUAGUCCAGUGCCAAAGCCAGAUCCGGAUGUGCAAGCCCAGUGGGGACCGGCUGCGGCAGACGGAGAACCGGGCGACGCGCUGCAAGGUGGAGCGGCUGCAGCUGCUGCUGCAGCAGAAGCGGCUGCGGCGGAAGGCGCGGAGGGAUGCGAGGGCUCCGUACCACUGGGUGCCCAACCGCAAGGCCGGGCGCACCAACAGCAACAGCAGCGUCUCCAGCGAGGGCAGCCUGGACCUGGACUUCGAGGACUCGGUCUGGAAGCCGGAGGUCAAGGCCGAGAUGAAAUCCGAGUUUGUCGUAGCAUAGAGAGCCGGGGCCCUGGGGGACUGUGCCGGGGGGUCCCGCUCGCCGCCCCCGCUGCGGGGGGGCAGUGCCGGUGUCACGGGCCGGGCUCCUCGAGUUUUGCUGUCUCCUGCGACCAGACGCCGUGGGCCGACCCGCGUGUCGGGGGGAGUUCCCCACCCCCUGCUCGGUGGGGUUUGGGGCGAUGUGGGGGGAGCAGCAGGAGCCGCCCCCUCCCUGCAGCCUCCCCAGCCGGGGGGUCCCAGCACCAGGGGGGCACCCUGGGGCGUAUCGAAGCUGCUGCUUUGCUGUGAAGAGGGGCACAGCGGGGUGGGCUCUGGCCCCACCUUGUGCCACCCCCCCCGGUGCAGGCAGGAGGAGAUGAAGUCUCUCUCGGAGGUGCUGGAGCCCCCCCGAUUUGGGGGCCGUUUGUUUUCCUUCCCUUCUAUAUGUAGCAUUGCUCGGCUGCGGGGCUGGGCCCCCCCGGGUGGCCGGGGGGACACGUGUGCCUGGGCCCCACUGCCGCAGCCCGGGGAGGGGGG